Messenger RNA from Ilyonectria robusta, 624 nucleotides. RefSeq lists its product as uncharacterized. The transcript is spliced from 3 exons. The record is from RefSeq and is a predicted model, not a curated record. The coding region runs from base 1 to 624 and encodes 207 amino acids. Lineage: Eukaryota; Fungi; Ascomycota; Sordariomycetes; Hypocreales; Nectriaceae.
AUGCUGCUCUUCAAGGGGCUAGCGGCAGCAGCACUGCUUCUUUCUGGAGUCCAAGCCGGCGUCCCGAAUCUACGUCCUCGGUUCGCGAACCGAGACGUCGACGCGAACAAGAACACAACUCCCGAGCCAACAACUACCACGACUCGUUUUCCCCUUCCUUUCGAGAGCAGCACUACCACUAGAGUUGCUACUACUACUACCAAUUCUGAUCCCGCCUCCGGGAUAGUCAUUGUUCCCAUGAUGUACACCUUCGAGAUCAACAGUGGCCAGCUCCAGAAGUGUGCUGCAGCGGGGCCCUCUGUUGGCUGCGCUUUCGAGUCAUGCUUUGUGCCUCGACUUACCGACCAAAAUGGCAACGUCAUCGCUGGUGCGGCUACGAAAGAUGAUAAAGAUUGGGUGUGCGCAGCCUUCCUGGGUCGCCCCGGCCAUGCUAUUUACGGCCUGAAGUACACCGAGGUCUCCUGCAAGAGACCGUUGCCUAUCGGUGGAGGCGUGAACUUCUGCACUGACGGUGAUGGUGGAAUGACCGCUCAUUUCCCUAGCUUUGUGCUUGAUGGAAAGCCAGGCUGGUGUGUCCUCCAAGGAGGCACAGAGGGUUACUCAUCUUGCACGCUCAGCUUUUAA